Molecule: messenger RNA, 621 nt
Organism: Corylus avellana
Lineage: Eukaryota; Viridiplantae; Streptophyta; Magnoliopsida; Fagales; Betulaceae
Source: RefSeq, a predicted model, not a curated record
AUGAAGAAAAUGUUUGAAAUGAGCAUGAUUGGAGAGCUGUCAUUUUUCCUUGGUUUACAGGUUCAACAAUCCAAACUGGGAAUGUUUGUUUCUCAGACCAAAUAUGCCAAGGAGCUUGUGAAAAAAUUUGGUCUUUAUGGAAAGAGUCACGUUUGGACUCCAAUGAGUAUUAGUGUAAAACUUUCGGCAGAUCUUGCCAGAAAAAGUGUUGAUCAAACACUCUAUAGAUGUAUGAUUGGAAGUCUUCUGUAUCUCACUACUAGCAUGCCUAACAUCUCUUGUAGUGUUGGUGUGUGUGCUCGCUUUCAAGCAAAUCCCAAGGAAUCUCAUUUAACAGCUGUCAAACGCAUCAUCAGAUAUGUGAAUGAACGUCAAUUGGCAAAUCUGUUCACUAAACCUCUGGAGGUGUCUCGUUUUGAAUUUUUGUGCUCUACAAUUGGUGUUUGUGAACUGCUUGAGAAGGCUUUAAUGAGAUCCAAGGAAGGUCAUUGCUUUGGUGUGUUGCCUUGCUCACUUGAUGAUGAUAAAACUGGUGUCUUUGAUGGGUGUUUGUUGAAGAAAGUUUAUCGAAGGGUUCGUAAAGGAAGUCACUAUUUGAAGAUGAUCAGGCUGGCAAAAUAG